CUCAGAGAGUUGAAGCAAAGCGAGCGGCAGUGCAGAGCUUCCACAUACACAUGCACGCACUGUCACACAGCUGUGAUGUGUAACACAGAAUGAGGCUGAGGUAGUUUGCGAAAGGACAAAUCUUCUUCUCAUGUCUUUCAUGUAAUCUUCCUGGAAACACAUCCACACCUGAAGAGCAGAGUUCCACCUUCAACAUCUAUCAACCCCCCUCCCCUUAAGUCCCUCAGAAAAUUUAACCUCCAAACGAUCCUGAGCAGAAUCAACAGCUGACCCAAUGGAAGCAACAACCCUUGCUGAGAUGGGAGACUUAUGUCAUCCUCGAGCCUCCAGUCCAGACGGGGAGACAGUGUGUGAGGCUCUGGCCCGUCAUGAGAGCACUCUGAGAGAGGCCAUCAGGGAGAUCCACAUGGAUGUCAGUGCCUUUAAGUUAAGCAUGGGACACCGUCUUGAGGAUGCAGUCAGUCUGAGCGGGACUCUUGGAAGAGCCAUGACUCAGCUCCAACAGGAGAACCGGGAGCUCAGAGCUCAGCUGCAAGCUCUAAGCCGACAAGUGGAACUCCUCAGUGGGAUGAGCGGUCAUAACGGCAAGGACCACACCAACGACAUCCAAGCGAAUCACUGGGAGGUCAAAGAGGUGAUCUGUGGGAAGGCUGAGGUUCCCGCUCAAAGUGUCAUCCAGCCUGUCAUACUAGGGAGCCAGACACCGAACCAUAGUGGCCACAGUGGCCCCAUCAACACUGCAUCCACUCCUGCAACGUUCUCCUCCUCCCCCAGCUCCAGCAGUCCUCCAGUCACUUCAAGAGUUUCCGCCAUUGUGACAAGUCCCAUGUCAAGCAGUAGCCCCUCCACUGGCCGCUUCUCCAGCCGAGCCACAUUUGCAGUAUCAAGUAAAAACAAUAGUAUUGAGCGAGAAGAGCCGAUAGAAGUAGACCAAGCACCAGCACAUACAGUCCUGGAAAACGGACACAGUGCGUCAACAGAGCAUUCCUUGCUGGUACAUGGAAAGACAUCCCCACCCCGGGAUUCCCCACAUGAACACACAGCCCAGGUCGCCAUGCGAAUGGCUCACUUCCCUAUCACGGCCACCACCAAGACAGCAGAAAUUAAGAAUUCUCCUGACUCGCCUAGUAGCCCCACCUCUUCUGGUUCUUCACCAGUCUUGGAAGCCUUCCCUCUCGGCCAAUCAGCAGCCGGCGUCGUUAAGCCUCAAUCGAUCGCAGAUUUUCCAGUUCAACAAGCAGUGUCUCCCAUGAAGACUUGGACCCCCACACUCAGCAGAGCUCAUGGAACUUCACGCCUCCACGAGAAAACGGGUUCAGCCCCAGCUAAAACUGUGACUUAUGCUGCAUUACCUCAUCAUGACAGAGAUAACACUGUUGAAAGCAAAGAGCGAUCCUUUGGGCAUGGAGGAGAAAGGAGACGAGAGCUGGUGAGGUCACAGACUUUACCAAGAAACAUUGGAGCUCAGGCCCGUCGGUCAAUUUUUGAGAGGUUGGACACAGAUGUCAAUAACAGUCACCCCAAAAUUGUGGAGUCCAAACCUAAACUUAAGCGCUCGCAAAGUUUUGGAGUUUCUAGUGCCAGCAGUAUCAAACAAAUCCUUCUCGAGUGGUGUCGAUCGAAGACCGUAGGCUACCAGAACAUAGACAUCCAGAACUUCUCAUCCAGUUGGAGCGAUGGCAUGGCUUUCUGUGCUCUGGUACACUCGUUCUUUCCCACAGAGUUUGACUAUGAAUCUUUGUCACCUGCCAACCGCAAGCACAACUUUGAGCUGGCUUUUGGGACUGCAGAAGUCAAGGCAGGCUGUGAUCGGCUAAUCGAAGUGGACGACAUGAUGAUCAUGGGUCGUAAACCGGAUCCAAUGUGUGUAUUCACGUAUGUUCAAUCCCUUUACAACCACCUGCGCAAAUUUGAGUGACAAUGGCCACAUAUCGCAUAUUGAUGGUGUGACCUUUGCCAGCCGCUGCCACAUUGCCACUGACAGUAAGGAAUUUGAAUUCAAGACUGGAUUGCCCUCUUGUGGUGAUUUGGGGAACACUCUUCCCCAUAUACUGUGGGCGCUUGUGGAUGAGCGAUUGAGCGUCAUCCAAUCAAUGAAAACAUGUUUUUGUCUUUGUAAACUGUGUAUUUGUUGUUUGUAAAGCUCUAUUAUUCCCACUUGUAUGUUAUAUUUUAACAUUGCACCAGAUUUGCAAUAUCUGAAGAACUGAAAUGUAGGCAAUAAUUUGAAAGUGAUACUUAAUGUUCAAAUAAGAUGCGGAAAGUAAGAACUUGUUUGCAAAGUGAAAAUAAUAAGAUUUAUUUACACACUGUAUGCUGAGAUAUUGAUUUGUGAUCCAUUUUUUAAAAACUGUGACACUUAAUUUACCUGUUGACCAUAUACUUUGCAAGUAGAGGGACACCGAGUUAUUGUAUGUACAGUGCAUGGCCAUCUCUAUUUUUGGUCUCUAGAUGCUGACUGAAUGUGCAUUUAUAUGAGAAUUCCUCCGAAUUGCGCCUUAGCAUUUCCCGGUCCACUGUGUCGAUUACAGCUGUCAGUCGAUUUUUCAUGUCAUCAAUAUUUGCCGCAAGCGGUGGUAUAUUAAAGACAAGUUUAUGUAUAGGUUUAAAAUGAUUUGCAAAUCAUUGUAUUCUCUUUUCAUUUAUGUUCAACAGACAGUCUUGUCACAGAUUACUUGAAAAA
Messenger RNA from Corythoichthys intestinalis (scribbled pipefish), 2683 nucleotides. RefSeq names its product smoothelin, like (gene smtnl2). Gene Ontology annotation, molecular function: protein binding. The record is from RefSeq and is a predicted model, not a curated record. The coding region runs from base 275 to 1918 and encodes 547 amino acids. Gene Ontology annotation, biological process: actin cytoskeleton organization. Gene Ontology annotation, cellular component: filamentous actin; microtubule organizing center. NCBI's taxonomy places the organism in Eukaryota, Metazoa, Chordata, Actinopteri, Syngnathiformes, Syngnathidae. The transcript has 10 exons.